Molecule: messenger RNA, 1734 nt
Organism: Fusarium odoratissimum NRRL 54006
Lineage: Eukaryota; Fungi; Ascomycota; Sordariomycetes; Hypocreales; Nectriaceae
Exons: 9
Coding region: 1-1734 (577 amino acids)
Molecular function (GO): flavin adenine dinucleotide binding; NADP binding; N,N-dimethylaniline monooxygenase activity
Source: RefSeq, a predicted model, not a curated record
AUGGAGAAUGCACCUGAACCCACACAUGAGACUAAGUUGCGCCAACAGUCAGAAGAGAUCAAAAUGGAUGCUGAGAACACCAAAGCAUUUUUCCGUGGAAAGCUUGCUCUGAGGUCCCCGAGACGAGCUAGUAUCGCCGUGAUUGGUGCAGGAGCUAGCGCCUUGUCCUUUGCGAGGGAGGUCGAGGAGGGCCGUCUAAGCAACAUCGAGAUGAUAAUCUUUGAGAAGAAUGCAGGAGUGGGGGGUACUUGGUGGGAAAACCGAUACCCUGGAUGCGCCUGCGAUAUACCUUCGCACAACUACCAGUAUACAUGGGCACCGAAUCCCAACUGGUCGCAAUACUACUCUGGAUCCACAGAAAUACGUCACUAUUUUGAGAGAGUCGUUGAAAAAUAUGGAUUGAAUAAGUAUAUCAAGUUAAGACAUGAAGUAAUUGAGUCGAAGUGGUUAGAGCAGCAACGACAGUGGAGCAUCACCGUCAAGACAAACUCAACUGAUACUAUAACAGUUGUUGUCGAUUUUCUCAUCAAUGGUGGCGGAAUUGUCAACAAAUGGAAAUGGCCAAAUAUACCCGGGCUAUCUUCUUAUAAGGGGACCAUUAUGCACUCGGCACAUUGGGAUGAGAAGCGUGACGUGAACGACAAGAGCGUGGUUGUCAUCGGCAACGGCUCUAGCGGUGUACAGAUCACGGCAUCCCUUGCCAAGGUUGUUCGAACCAUGACCGUUGUCAUGCGCUCUCCAACUUGGAUAACGCCUGGAUUUGCAUCCUCGUUUGCUGGCCCUGGUGGGACUAAUUUCCAAUACUCUGAAAUACAGAAAGAGGAAUUCAGGAGAAACCCUGAGAAAUAUCUGGCCUACCGAAAGAGCAUUGAGGAAGAGCUUAACAAGAGGCAAAACUUCUUCAUCAAGGGAUCCCUAGAGCAAGUCCUAGCCAAGCGUUUCUCGCAAGAAAUGAUGAAUAAUGGUCUUGCAACAAAGCCUGAGCUUGCCAAGAAAAUGAUACCUUCGUUUGAUGUUGGAUGCAGACGGCCAACGCCUGGCAUUGGCUACCUGGAAGCCCUUUCCCAGAAGAAUGUGGAUGUUUCAUGGGGAACGCCUCAGCGUCUGACUCAGUCAUCUAUUGUCCUGCACGAUGGCACAGAGAUUCGGCCCGACGCUAUUAUCUGCGCAACCGGAUUCGAUAUUUCAUACAAGCCCCGGUUCCCUAUUAUCGGACGAAAUGGACUGAGGCUCGACGAGUACUGGUCUCCAGACGCGAAGGCCUACAUGAGCUUCGCCGUCCCUAACUUCCCUAAUUACCUUCACUACUUAGGCCCUGCAACUGCAGCCUCGCACGGCUCCCUUAUACCAGUGAUUGAGCAAUUGACAAAUUACUUUGUCAAAAUUAUUGACAAGACCCAAAGAGAGGGCUAUUCCAGCUUUGAGCCACGCCAAGAAUGUGUACAAGAUCUUGACCGGCACCAUCAAGAAUACCUACAACACACGGUUUGGUCGUCAGAUUGCGCGUCCACGUUCAAGAACGGUACCAAAGACGGCAGGAUCAAUCUUCUGCACGGCGGAAGUCGCCUUCACUAUCUGGAAAUGCUAAGAAAUCCGAGGUGGGAGGACUAUGUGUGGACUUUGCUGCCUGGCGUAAGGCUUUACGAUUUCUUUGGCAAUGGGAGAUCUUUGAGCCAGGAUGAGGGAGGAGAUUUGACCUGGUAUCUUGAAAAUCCCUCGAUGGCUCAUCUGUAG